GUCAUUGUUCCUGCUUCACCUGAGAAGGAUAAACCAUGGGCAUCAUGAAGCGUCUGGGUCACUUUGCCGCUUGGUUCCUCUGCCUUCUAGAGGUCCUGCACACACCAGCUCUCGCGCUUCAAGUUCUUCAGCCUAGACGAAUUCUGGCAGACAGCCACAAUGUCACUCUCGAGUGUGCGUACAACACCACUGGAGAUGGACCUUUUGAGCAGUUUGGCAUCACCAUUUAUAAAGGAGAACCCAAGGAUGACACUGAGGUCUGUGCUAUGUCCUUCAAUAACAGUGCAAAUCAUUUCAAGACGGCAACUGCUCCAAACUGUCAGGCACAAAUCCAGAACGGCAGUGUCUCAGUAACACUCAGUGGGCUGAACACAUCCCAGAGUGACUUGUACAUUUGCCACAUGGCGAAAAUACAUCCGCCUCCCUACAUCGAGGGCAAAGGAAAUGGGACUUGUAUUUUCAUCGCUCCAGAGAUGCCUGAGGCAAAGCCAUGUCCAGAAUUCACUCAGUCCUUUAUGAUUGUAUUGGUCAUCGCUGCAUUCUUCAUGUUCUCCAGUAUUUUCAUUUCCUGCAUACACUGGCCUCUUGGUACCACCGCUUGUAUUCUCAGGAUGAAGGAGGCAGUUGACAUGAAAUGUGAACUGAUUCACAAUUUUGACGAGCCUGCUACUGCUACAUGGACUGGCCAGCGCUGGGAGACAGGCCCAAGGCAAGAAGUUGCUAAAGAACCGAGAAGAACAGAAUAAUGAAUACGUGAACAUGGAACCUCCUAAACACAGCUCUGGAAGAAGACGAGGGAACCACGUGGGCUACCGCACGUAACACAAUGUCAUGUAUCAAACUCACCGAGCGG
Messenger RNA from Chiloscyllium plagiosum (whitespotted bambooshark), 853 nucleotides. Its product is annotated as cytotoxic T-lymphocyte protein 4-like. Gene Ontology annotation, biological process: T cell receptor signaling pathway; regulation of T cell proliferation. Gene Ontology annotation, cellular component: external side of plasma membrane. The record is from RefSeq and is a predicted model, not a curated record. Lineage: Eukaryota; Metazoa; Chordata; Chondrichthyes; Orectolobiformes; Hemiscylliidae.